This is a messenger RNA of Mesorhabditis spiculigera, 2841 nucleotides long. The record is from the annotation of a GenBank genome assembly. NCBI's taxonomy places the organism in Eukaryota, Metazoa, Nematoda, Chromadorea, Rhabditida, Rhabditidae.
AUGAUUGACGCGUUCCCAGCACGCACGGUCAAGAAUGAAGAGACUACUAGUGAUGACAGUCGAACCGAAGACGGUCGGCACUCGGAAGAUCACGAUGUCAAGGAUGAUGUGAGCGAGGACGUGUCCAUUCCUGCGGAGAAGGCUGACAUGAAGACCGAACCGGCCAAUGAAAGUGUCCAGGACAUUAUUGCUCCUUGGAAAUCUCCCAAACAGGAACCCGUGGACGGUAUGGUGCAACCUCGUGUACUACCACCAGUGGGCAAGCCGACUCGCUACACAAAUCAGCUCGACUUUUUGUUGAACAACGUCAUCAAGUACGCCAUCAAGCACAAGCAUGCAUGGCCCUUCCUCGAACCAGUCAACGCUAUCAAAUUGGAGCUGCCGGAUUACCAUAAUGUAGUCAAGCGACCAAUGGAUAUGACGACUAUCGAGAAGCGCUUGAAGAAUUUCUAUUAUUAUUCGGCGUUGGAAUGCAUGAAUGACCUUCGAACCGUCUUCGCUAAUUGUUGCCUGUUCAACCAAGCUGAUGAUGAUGUGACGUUGAUGAGCCGCAACGUGGAAAACUACAUUAGAGAGAAAUUGAAAUCUAUGCCGGCAGAGGAGCUCGAGAUCCCGAAGACCAAGCGUGGCGGAAAAGCGGGUCGGAAACCGGGUGCACCCGCGAGAGCUGCCUCUACUGCUUCCAAAGGUCUGGACGAUCUGAAGUACCUUGACAUGUUACAUAACGCGACCCGAGCGGCGUCACGGGAACCCUCGGUUGCGCUGUCUCGUUCCGGAGAUACUGUAUUUCCUCAGGACUCUGCGAUGCCAGAAAGCCAGGCAUCCACUUCUGAUAUCGAUCCUCCGAUAGCCCCGGCCCCGAAAGUCAAAGGCGUCAAGCGGCGUGCAGAAACUGCUGAGGAUCCAGCGCCUCCCCCGGUCCGACAUCGUCUCCAACAGUGGGUCGCUCCCGACUUUUCCUUGCUGCCGGCGCGGCUGCAAGGCAAGAUGUCUGAGCAGUUGAAGGCUUGCGGAAAAUUGUUGAACGAGUUGACUGGCAAGAAAACACAGGCCUUCGCUUACUACUUCUAUGUGCCGGUUGAUGUCAUCGCAUUGAAUUUGCCCACGUACUACGACGUCGUCAAAGAGCCAAUGGAUUUGUCUACAAUUCGAAAGAAGCUGGACCACAAACAAUACGCCGAUCACGACGAAUUCUUGGCCGACAUCGAACUGAUGGUUGCGAAUUGCCAUAAAUUCAAUCAGCCCGGUGAUAUGGUGUACGUCGCUGGCUCGGACCUUUUGGAUUAUGUGCGCAAGCGUUGGCCCAAGAUUGUGGCAAGCGGCCAUCCACCAGCUGUGGCUCCUCCGCCGGAACUUACGAUUUCUACCGGUCCGAGUGCUGCAGUUCCGGUAGCUGACCGCGUCGAGCACUACAUGUCCAAACUGCAAGAGGAAUCUGAGAAAGUGCAAAAUCGGCUUUGCGAGCUCCAGCGUCUUGGACAUGAACUUUCUAUGCUGAAACAAAAUCACACGGACAACGGUUUGGUCGGCGAAACCCAAAUGCCGCCAACGCUGCUUGCUCAAUUGACUGCCCUGCUCGAGCCUCCGGUGUACACGCCUCGUUCUCAAGAGCGUGCCCCGCUUCGCCGCACCAACUACCGCGAAGAGAGCCCGGAAGUCAUCAAGCAGCGCGGUCGAAUGCCCAAGCCUACAGUGGCCAUCCCACAAGUCGUCGAUUACCCAGUGCUGCCUCCUAAAUCGAACCGAGGUCGUAAGCCGGGCAGCAAGAACAAGCCGAAGGUGGAGGAGAACGGCAAGGCUGCUUUGCCGAAGGAUGAUGCCUGGCGUUUGGAAUAUGCUUUCGAUAGCGACGAGGACCAUACACCGAUGAGCUACGAUGAGAAGAAGGUCCUUUCUACCAACAUCAACAAAUUGCCCGGCGACCGGCUGAUCAAGGUGGUCAGGAUCAUCGAGCAUCGCGAAGGCAUUGACUUGCAGAGUUUCAACCCGGACGAGAUUGAGAUCGACUUUGAGACGCUGAAACCGAUCACGCUGCGUGAACUGGAAGCCUACGUUUUCCACUACAAGCAUGGUGGCAAUCGUUCUCUCGCCCAAGCCGCUGCUGCUCCUCAGACGCCCAAGCGCCCCAACAACAACCGUCCUGGCGUGCCCGCCGCCAAUCGUUCACCAUCGUCCUCCAGCAGUUCUUCAGACUCUGAUUCAAGCUCGUCAUCUGAUUCUGAGUCAGGUCUGAAGGGCAAAUGGAAGAAGUCGGCGCUGAAGAAGCAGCAACUCCUGGCUACCGCCAACAAGAAGGACCCGAAGAUCGAGGCACCGCCGACCAAUGGCCAUCUCGUUGCCGUGACCAACAACCCCGAGCCGAUCGUGAACAAGCGUGAAAGCCCGUCCGGCGAAUCGAAGCCGAUCAUCGCGCCUCCGCGCACCUCGCCUCCGAAACAACAGGAAAAUGAGAUUCGCGGCAUCGUUCACGCUGGUGCCAUGCCUCUGCUCGUCAGCGCCAAGCCUCAAAAGGAAUCUAGCAAUUCGAUUUCCAUCCUGGAUCAGCUGCUUCCGGACAACGAUGCCCCGAAGGACAGGGACUCCGGCACUCGAGGUGUUUUCGACCAGUUUAAGAAGCAGCAGAAACAGAAGGAAGAAAAGAGGCAGAUGCUUCUUGCUGAAGAAGAGAGAAAGCGCCGCGAGAAGGAAGCCAGGGAAGUUCCGCGUGCUAAGGACGAGGAGGAGGAGCGGAUGAAGAUGGAGCGUCUCCGCGAGCAGGAACGCCGCAAGCGCGAGUCUUUGGGUAACACCUUCGACAUGGCCGCACAGAUGGAGCUGAUGACUAACUUCGAAGCGGACUUC